AUGAGUGCUCCGCUCACCUCCGAGUUGUCUGAGUUGGCGGCGCCGCGCCCCGGCUUCCGGCGCUCGGCGCCCCACGCGCUCGCGGCUCCCGCGCCUGCAGCCCACGCCCGCGCCCGGAGCCGAGCUCGCCGCGCCGAGCCGCGCGGGGAGCCGAGCCUCCCGAGCUCCUGUCCCGGCCCCGGUCCAGGGGAAAGCAGGGCUGUCCCCCGGGAGGCGCACGGCCGGCCGCGCGGUCUCCCGCACUCCCCGCGGCCCGUGGGUCUCUCCAUGGCCUCUCACCAGCAAUCCCGGAUCCAGGCUUACCUGGAGAAGAACAAGAUCGGCCCCCUGUUUGAGGAAUUAAUGACCAAGUUAAUAACUGAGACACCUGACCAGCCAAUCCCAUUUCUCAUUGACCAUCUUCAGUCUAAACAAGGAAACCGUGGACAACUUCAAAGAACUUUAUCUGGGUCUGCAGCUCUCUGGGCAGAAAGUGAAGCGUUAGAACAUAAAGGAACAAGAAGGGACUUCAGAAACUAUGAUAAACCCUGGCAGUUAAAUGCAAAGAAGCCUAAAAAGUCAAAAAGUGACCUUGCUGUGUCUAAUAUUUCUCCACCAUCACCAGAGUCAAAAUCAUUGCCAAGGUCAGUAGAUCAUCCUAAGUGGAAUUGGAGGACUAAACCAGAAAGCCGUGAUUUUGAUGAAUUGAACCACAUCCUUCAAGAGAGCAAGAAACUGGGAAAAGCCCUUGAGAAUCUCUCUCGAAGUAUUGCAAUUUCAGAUGAACUUGAUAAGGAAACAGUGGCAUUUAAUUCUUCUCUUUUGAGACCCCGUGUGAUUGGAGAGUGGAUUGGUCGAGAAGAGAAUGACGCUGAUCCGCUAGCCGCUGAAAUGCUACAGCCCCCAGUUCCAAGAAGUAAAAAUGAACCAUGGGAAAGUGAAGAUAAUAGCUCUAGCCCUGCAGGAAGCUUAAAGGUGGAGCCCAAGACUAAAGGAUUAAAACAACAGCAACAGCAGCAUAAGAAACUUCUGGCAGCAAUGCUCUCUCAAGAUUCUUUUGAGUCUGUCCAUAGUCCCACCCCAUCGGUAACAGAAGAUGAUAUUGAUAAUGAAGAUGAUGCAAUGGAAUUGCUGGGUAAUUUUAAAAAUUAA
This is a messenger RNA of Hippopotamus amphibius kiboko, 1131 nucleotides long. RefSeq lists its product as uncharacterized. The record is from RefSeq and is a predicted model, not a curated record. Lineage: Eukaryota; Metazoa; Chordata; Mammalia; Artiodactyla; Hippopotamidae.